Corylus avellana is the source of this 2185-nucleotide messenger RNA. The record is from RefSeq and is a predicted model, not a curated record. Lineage: Eukaryota; Viridiplantae; Streptophyta; Magnoliopsida; Fagales; Betulaceae.
GGCAGGAAAUACAGAGUUGGAAUUUGGAAGCCAUGAUGAAGGAGUCGGCUUUCACUAAUCAGAACUCAAGAGAACCUUCUUCUUCCCUUCCUCACCUCUUUCAAUCUCCAUCAGCAUGUCCACAGGAAACCCUUCAUACACCAACCCAAAACCCUGCAAGCAUCUUGCAGAUUACAAGCUCAGACAUGGCUUGACUGGCUAUAGAUCCCUCCAAAAGCUAUUCAAGACCACCCCAAAUGGGAGAACAAGUGUUGAGAAACCCAACACAACGAUGCCCAGAUGCAAUUCUUGUAAUGGGUUUCAAGGGAGACUCUAUUUUUGUCUGAUUUGCUCCACAGUCUCAUGUUCGGACCAUACCCUUUUGCAUAACCAGUCUGAGAAUGGCCAUGAUGUAGCUGUGGACAUGGAAAGGGCUGAGCUUUAUUGCUGUGUGUGCUGUGAUCAGGUCUAUGACCCUGAUUUUGAUAAGGCUGUAAUGUCCAAGCACAUCAUGGGCAUCCCAAGAGAUAAGAAUGGUGAUGAGAGUAUUGGAGAGAGAUUGGUUAAGAGGAGGCGGUUGGGUUCUGGUGUAGUAGAAGAAGAAUUGGUGGAUUUGAGCAAAUCCAAACAGUUGGUUUCCAUGAGGGAUCGGAGGGCUAAAUCUUGUUAUCCAUUGGGUUUGAGGGGAUUGACAAAUCUGGGGAGUACUUGUUUCAUGAACUCUGUGUUGCAAGCUUUGCUACAUGCACCUCCUUUCAGGAAUUACUUCUUGAGUGAUGGGCAUAAUCGUGAGACUUGCCGGAAAAGAUCGGUGGAUCGGCUAUGCUUGCCUUGUGACAUUGAUGCUAUUUUCUCUGCCGUGUUUUCGGGUGAUCGGGCACCAUAUAGCCCUGCCCAGUUUCUUUACAGUUGGUGGCAGUAUUCAGCAAAUCUGGCAAAUUAUGAGCAGCAGGAUGCUCAUGAGUUCUUCAUUUCAGUCUUGGAUGGGAUCCAUGAGAAAGAGAGCAAAUUAAGUAACCGAAAUAGAGAUAAUGGAGAUUGCCUGUGUAUUGCUCAUAAGGUAUUCUCUGGACAGUUGAGAUCAGAUGUCACUUGCAUGACCUGUGGAUUCACAUCAACAACUGAUGAGCCUUGUGUGGAUAUCUCACUUGACCUGGAUACAAACAAUUUCUCUCCAAAAAAUAUAGCUAACAAGCCUAUCAAAUCAAAUGAGAACAGCAGUAUAUCCACUCUUCUGGGUUGUUUGGAUUUGUUCACGAGACAGGAGAAGUUGGGAUCAGACCAGAAACUUCACUGCAGGAACUGUCAAGAAAUGCGAGACUCGGUGAAGCAAAUGUCCAUCAAGAGGCUACCAUUGGUGUUGUGUUUACAUAUAAAACGAUUUGAGCACUCACCGGUCAGAAGAAUGUCAAGAAAAAUCGACCGCCAUUUGCACUUUCCUUUCUCCUUGGAUAUGACCCCAUAUUUGUCCUCCUCUAUCGUCAGAAACAGAUUUGGAAAUAGAAUCUUUGCUUUUGAGGGUGAUGAAUCAGAUAUUUCUACAGAAUUUGAGAUUUUUGCGGUGGUUACUCACUCGGGGACGCUUGAAUCUGGCCAUUAUGUUACUUAUCUGCGCUUAAGCGACCAAUGGUACAAAUGUGAUGAUGCUUGGAUUACUGAGGUUGAUGAGGGGUUGGUGAGAGCUUCACAGUGUUAUGUGAUGUUCUACGUGCAGAAAAUGCUUUACCACAAAGCCAACGAGGAUUUGAGUUGCCUGCCAAUUUCCCCACGGAGGGACACAUUUCUUCCCAUAGCUGGUUGCUGCUAAAGAGUGUUUCAGCUGAGCAUGGGCAAGCAGUUGGUUGAUCAUGAAAGGGCUUUCUACAUCAUUAAAGGCCAGCUAAAGAGCAAAGGAGACCCAGUGAGAAGGUGGAAAAGAAACACUUCUUAGUUGAUGGGAGUGUGCUUCCAUUAAAGGCAUCAACAAUUUACAGAAUAGGAAGAUCAAUAAACUGAAGAGAGAUGCUGGUUUUCCAAUUCCUGUAAAUCUCUCAAUGACUUAUUAAUGGCUGCACGAGAGAUUGGCUGUAUAUAGGGUGACUAUGCUUAAUUUAGGGGUGCCCUCCCAGCUCUUUACAAGAUUUUGCUCAAGAUUCUUUAACUUCAGGUCAGACUUGUGCAAAUAAAUAUUUACAACUAAUGAAAUACUAUUUAAAUUUUAACAUUC